This is a messenger RNA of Bombina bombina (fire-bellied toad), 1082 nucleotides long. It is a transcript of the gene AIF1L, whose product is annotated as allograft inflammatory factor 1 like. NCBI's taxonomy places the organism in Eukaryota, Metazoa, Chordata, Amphibia, Anura, Bombinatoridae. Gene Ontology annotation, molecular function: actin filament binding; calcium ion binding. The transcript has 6 exons. Bases 99 to 542 code for a protein of 147 amino acids. Gene Ontology annotation, cellular component: actin filament; ruffle membrane. Gene Ontology annotation, biological process: actin filament bundle assembly; ruffle assembly. The record is from RefSeq and is a predicted model, not a curated record.
CUCUCAGCCAUCUGCUCAAGAGCUAGCAGUCAGCUCUUUACAUCACUCAGCUCAGAGGCUAAUCUCAUACAGCCAGUGUCAGACAGACCCAGCUCAGCAUGUCUCAGAACAGAAUACAAGGAGGGAAGGCUUUUGGUAUCCUGAAAGCACAACAGGAAGACAGGUUAGAUGAGAUUAAUAAGGAGUUUCUGUCAGAUGAAAAGUUCAAUGAUGAGGAUGACUUGGAAGAAAAACUUACAGCAUUUAAAAAAAAGUACAUGGAUUUUGACUUAAAUGAUCAGGAAGAAAUUGACAUGAUGGCUCUAAAGAUGAUGAUGGAGAAACUCGGGGUACCCAAAACCCACUUAGAAGUGAAGAAGAUGAUUGAAGAGGUGACAGGUGGAGCCAAAGCUGCCAUCGGCUACCGGGACUUUCUGCAGAUGAUGCUGGGGAAACAUUCUGCAGUGUUAAAACUCAUCAUGAUGUUUGAAGGAAGAGCCAAUGAAAACUGCCCCAGACCCAUGGGACCUCCUCCGAAAAGAGACAUCAAGAGCCUUCCGUGAAGACGUCUGAUUUAGGGAUAAAUUGGCCACACCAAGCCACUAACCGUGGUGCUGUUACAACAGACUUUUUUUUCCAGAAAAGUGCCUUUGAAGGUGGGAUCUAGGAUGCUCCCCCCUUCCCUCUUUUUCAUCUUUUUACCAAGUGGCCAAAAUAAUUCCUCAGUAACCUUAUAGAACUGCUUUUAUUUAUUAGAGUGUGAAUGGAACGGUGUAUUAUGGUCUAGUGGCUUGAGAACCUUACUCAGUUUUAGCUGGAGCAAAGACACUUCCACUGUUCUGCCUGAUGACCUUAAAUGCCUCUGCAUAUCUAACAAGAACUUGCUUAUCUUGACCAAUCAAAUUAGAUUCUAAGCUGUAUGAAUAAAUUAUUCCAUUAGAUUGUAACAAACAGGGCUAUGUGUAAAUGCAUUCUAGAUCCACAUUUGUGACACAAACAUUAUUUUCUGAUAUUUUUAUGUAUAUUUUGUAAAAGCUGGUAUAUAAUAUGGUAUAGAAUAUGGAGUUGGUACGUUUAAUAAAAAUAAGUUUAUGAAAAAAAUA